AAUACCAUGGCCACCUAUACACCAUCAUUGAGGCAGAACCUCAGCUUCCUCAACACACUGCAGUUGGUAAAGCCAGAGAGCCUGGAAGACACGGUCCAACCUGUCUGGCAGGGGAUAGUCCUCGAGUGGUUCCUUGGCCGUGAUGGCUACAAGUGGGACUUCAAAGCUUCCACGGUCGCCAACAAUAACAUGCUUAAUGUCACUGUCAUCCAAGUUACGGCACUAGCUCAGAAUCCUCUACAAGUACAAUCAACCGAGUGGACCGAACGUCAAAUCUUACUAGUCCAAUGCAAGCGCCCAUCCAGCGAUAGGGACGAUACCAUCACGAGCCAGUUCAAGGACGAUCUCUCACAAACUUUGAAUUCUUCCGAAAGACUGUUUGAAGCAGUUGCUAUAGGCAAGAAAGUGAGGUUCUACCGAUUCGAUGGACGAGCAGCAAACAAUCAAAACUUGGUUCAACUUCAUCAGGGAACUUUCGAUAUGGACAACCCAAAUGGUAUUGUUCAGGUCGAAAAUAUGAUGAACUAUGUCAAGGCAAAUGGAUGGCAAUGGGCUAGCUCCUAGAUCUAGUGUUUUCAGGGUGAUGCAUAAUCGCUUAUAUAUUGUGUUUGACUAUAGUUAUAUUGAUUUACGAUAUCUCGGUCUAUAAUCUAUAUACCCUACCUCUAGGUCCUGGAAAGAUUCUUUGACAAAAUGAGAAAUACAGAAGUAACAC
Messenger RNA from Aspergillus wentii DTO 134E9, 715 nucleotides. RefSeq lists its product as uncharacterized. The transcript has a single exon. The record is from RefSeq and is a predicted model, not a curated record. Bases 7 to 564 code for a protein of 185 amino acids. NCBI's taxonomy places the organism in Eukaryota, Fungi, Ascomycota, Eurotiomycetes, Eurotiales, Aspergillaceae.